AUGGACAAGUUAUUCUGGCGCAGAGCUGUGAAUUUUACAGUCAUUACUCGGCCAGUGGCUUUGCGGCCAGUGGCUUUGCGGCCACCGUCAUUUUGGAAGAGUAUGAUACCAAAGCCAUUCCGCCGACGCUCAGGACAAACUGUAAACUGGGGUGUGCCAAGAAAGCCAAAAUCGAAGGAGUGGAACCCGGCGACAUUUUUCAUCGUCAUUUUCCUCUUCAUUGGGUCCAUGUCUAUCCAGAUGAUUGCCAUGAAGAAAGAAUUCGAUAACUUUAUGAGACGCUCCGAAGUCCGCGUUGGUUUGCUACGUGAGGUUGUAGAGAAACUACAAAGAGGUGAAGAGGUGGAUGUUGAAAAGGCUCUUGGUACCGGCGACGUAGAAAAAGAGUUAGCUUGGGAAGACGUGUUAAGGGAGAUCGAGCGCGAUGACAUUCUGAAGAACACGAAGGAUACCGACAAGGCAAAACAGUCAGCACCAACUACAGUAAAGGUAGAAGCUAGAGAAGCCAAAAAGUCUAAAGAGGCCGCCAAUCCUGAAAGUACAGCGCCACAACGACCAAAGACUGGAAAUUAUUCAAAUUUCUUCUAG
Messenger RNA from Hypoxylon fragiforme, 588 nucleotides. RefSeq lists its product as uncharacterized. NCBI's taxonomy places the organism in Eukaryota, Fungi, Ascomycota, Sordariomycetes, Xylariales, Hypoxylaceae. The transcript is spliced from 2 exons. The record is from RefSeq and is a predicted model, not a curated record. Bases 1 to 588 code for a protein of 195 amino acids.